AAAAAUAAAGAGAGAGAGAGAGAGAGAAAGGCAUGCAAGCACUGAAACGUUCGAUAUUUUAUUCCAAUUCUCGCCCUUCAAUUUUACCUGCUAGUUCAAACUCUGAGUCUGACGUGGAAGCUGUGAUAGAAUUCUUCAGAAAGAACGGAUUCAAGGAGGCUGAGUCAGCUCUCAAAGAAGAUAUGAUGGAAAAAUGUGACUUGGGUUCGUUUGAUUAUGAGAAGUUCUUGUUCCCGGUGCUGCCGCCGGUGAGGAUUCCGACCACUCUCAGGCGACAUGAGGUUGAAGAACAUAUUGGUGGUGAUGAAAGAUCAUCAAGAUCAAGUUUUGUUUCUUCUUCUUCCUCCGAUGAUGAGUUUGUGAGCCUGGGUUCUUCUACAACCGGAGUUUGUUCUUCAGAUUUCACAAACCCGUAUGGACGGCAUUCUGCAUCUCGGGGUAAUUCCGAUGCAUCAUCUGAUAGCUUAUCUCAGUUUGAUACGGCGCGUGAUUACCCCGAUUAUGAUAUGCAAAAUGAUAUCUAUUGGCAUGAUGAGAAAGAUGAAGGCUCCUUCUUGACUCCCUGCUUUGGAGGGCCUGACUUCUUUGGCUGUCCAAGUGAGGAUAAGUUCAUCAUGACUUUAGACACUGAGAAGCAAUUUGAAAAUUCGUUGGUGGUAUAUGAUCAGUCAGAAGGAUUGCAAUCAGAGACAAGCAUAGAUUACUUGGAUAAGCCGUGUCUAGUUAAUAUUGCCCCGUUGAAUUCCAAGAAUGAGGUUCAAGUGACAGAUUAUUCUGAUUCUGAAAAGAAUAACCAGCAUGAAGGAGUCAUGGAAGAAAUGCUCAAGAAUUGUGCAGCUUAUGGUUGUUCAGAGGGGUUUGUGUACGGCGAGAAACUGGAGGACUAUGGUUACCUGAGCUCCAAAGAAACUGAUUUAUAUGAUCUUCAAAUGAAGGUUGUUGGGGGUUCUUCUACUGAUUGUGAUUUAUCUCUUCAUUGUGGAACUAAAAACACUUCUGGCUACUCUAUUAAGAGGGAAUCAAGCAAUGAGUGGACUGAAGGGUUUAAAGAUACAUCGAACUUUCAUGUUAAGGAUGCCAAGAAAGAUUUUAUGUCAAAUGGAAUUGAUGGCUUUGACAUAGGAGAUUUUGAAUUUAAUGGACUCCAUGAACCUAAGUCUGAUGCAGAUGGAGACGAUGUUAAUGCUCAUGACCUUCUUAUGUAUGAUAAUCAUGAGGAAGAAUAUGAAAUAUUCAAUCUGCGGAUCAUACACCGGAAAAACAGGACUGGAUUCGAAGAAGACAAGGAUCUGCCGAUUGUGCUAAAUACUGUCAUUGCAGGUAGAUAUUAUGUUACAGAAUACUUAGGCUCAGCUGCUUUCAGCAAGGUUUUCCAGGCACAUGAUCUUCACACAGGACUGGAUGUUUGCCUGAAGAUCAUAAAAAAUGAUAAAGAUUUUUUUGAUCAGAGUUUAGAUGAAAUUAAACUUCUCAAGCUUGUGAACAAGCAUGAUCCGGGUGAUGAACGCCACAUUUUGCGUCUGUUUGACUACUUUUAUCAUCAGGAGCAUCUGUUCAUUGUUUGUGAACUCCUCCGAGCAAAUCUGUAUGAAUUUCAGAAAUUUAAUCAAGAAUCCGGUGGGGAAGCAUAUUUUACUCUAAGCAGGUUGCAGGUGAUAACUCGCCAAUGUUUGGAGGCAUUGGAGUACUUGCAUAACCUGGGAAUUCUUCAUUGUGAUCUAAAGCCUGAAAAUAUUCUUAUCAAAAGUUACAAAAGGUGUGAGAUAAAGAUUAUUGAUCUCGGAAGCAGCUGCUUUGAAACUGACAACUUGUGCCUGUAUGUACAAUCACGAUCCUAUAGAGCGCCCGAAGUUAUCUUAGGCCUUCCAUAUGACCAAAAGAUUGAUUUAUGGUCUCUUGGCUGUAUCCUGGCCGAGCUAUGCUCUGGCGAAGUGCUCUUUCCAAAUGAUGCUGUUGUAAUGAUCCUUGCACGUAUGAUAGGGAUGCUGGGUCCUAUUGAUCUUGAGAUGCUGGUGAAUGGACAGGAGACAUACAAGUACUUCACAAAAGAAUACGAUCUUUUCUUUGUAAACGAGGAGACAGACCAACUAGAAUACAUUAUUCCAGAGGAGUCGUCGUUGGAGCAUCAACUGCAAGUCUCUGAUGCUAAGUUCAUUGACUUCAUUAGAAAUUUGCUCGAGAUCAAUCCCCAGAGGCGCCCGACUGCAAGGGAGGCAUUGGAACACCCGUGGCUUUUGCACUCGUACUAGUCUUAUUCUCCCUGAAUUGCUGGAGGAGUUAUCAAUUUUGUGGGUAUAUAUAUUUACAUCUACUUUGAAAUGUCAUUAUGAGCAUUUUUGGAGCGCAGUUUGCUCCAAUUUCAGUUUUGGUUUUUAUGUAAAUGCAGCUACAUCAACUUUCUCCUUCUACAUCUGUUUGUUAAUUUAUUCUGUACAAAAAAAAAAAAAAAAGAAUUCCCACUUUUUUCCCCUCUAAUUAAGCGAGGGUUUGUUGUAAAUCGCAGGCAAAUCGAUUGGUUAACAGAAAAAUAUAAUAAAAAAAGACCAUUGCAAUGCU
Messenger RNA from Pistacia vera, 2556 nucleotides. RefSeq names its product serine/threonine-protein kinase ppk15. Lineage: Eukaryota; Viridiplantae; Streptophyta; Magnoliopsida; Sapindales; Anacardiaceae. Gene Ontology annotation, molecular function: protein tyrosine kinase activity; ATP binding; protein serine/threonine kinase activity. The coding region runs from base 33 to 2249 and encodes 738 amino acids. The transcript is spliced from 8 exons. Gene Ontology annotation, cellular component: cytoplasm. The record is from RefSeq and is a predicted model, not a curated record. Gene Ontology annotation, biological process: peptidyl-threonine phosphorylation; peptidyl-serine phosphorylation.